AUGUCUAGUCAGUCGGGUUUUUGGUCUAAAAGUAACAAAUUGUGUCAUCUGAUUCCCUGUUUAUCAGUAAACGCAAGCCGACGUCUGCUGGCGGGUAAAGACUCGACGAUAGAACAGUAUCCAUACACCGUGUCGAUACAGAAAGGAUACGAGCACUGGUGCUCUGGCGCUUUGCUCAAUCAGCGCCUCGUCAUCACCACAGCUAACUGCGUUUGGAAGUCAAUACAAGUAAGUCGUAUGAAGAUAAGGGCAGGAUCGAAGUACUCUGACCGCGGCGGGCAGGUGGCCGGCAUCCAGGAGAUGAUGCGGCAUCCCGGCUGGAGCAUCCGCCAUAACCCUGAUUAUGACGUAGCUCUGCUACUCCUGGAUAGGAACCUAAGAUUCUCUCAUUCACUCCAUGCGGUUGAUUUGCCGAACCGCUCCAUGAUGCCUUCCUUCAAUGACGCCUGGGUCACCAGCUGGGGCAGUGACAAGCGUGACGGAGUCUACCAGAAUACGGGUCUGACGCUACAAGCGUACAACGCGAAAAUAAUGGACUUCGGCAAAUGUCAGAAUAUCACACAGAGAUUUGGGGUGUUCGUGACACGUAACUUCUUCUGCAUGUCGCAGAUUGGUCGACGAUCUCCUUGCACUCGCGACACAGGCGCCCCCGCGGUUAGUGACGGCGUGCUGUGGGGACUAGCGUCGUGGGGUUUACGAAAAUUAUGCGGCACGGAGCGUUUCCCGGCAAUGUUCACGUACUUGGCGGCAAUGCCGAUAAUGAACUUUUUAGAGAACACGACACGGCAACUCAUGGCCGACAAGAGGUACUACCCCUACUCGGACAGGAUCGCAGAAACCUGGAUAAAGGAGCUUAUGGUCAACAGGUCUAUGACUAAAGCUGGCUGA
This is a messenger RNA of Papilio polytes (common Mormon), 888 nucleotides long. Its product is annotated as hypodermin-A-like. NCBI's taxonomy places the organism in Eukaryota, Metazoa, Arthropoda, Insecta, Lepidoptera, Papilionidae. Gene Ontology annotation, biological process: proteolysis. Bases 1 to 888 code for a protein of 295 amino acids. The record is from RefSeq and is a predicted model, not a curated record. Gene Ontology annotation, molecular function: serine-type endopeptidase activity. The transcript has 6 exons.